Molecule: messenger RNA, 1101 nt
Organism: Orbilia oligospora ATCC 24927
Lineage: Eukaryota; Fungi; Ascomycota; Orbiliomycetes; Orbiliales; Orbiliaceae
Exons: 2
Coding region: 1-1101 (366 amino acids)
Source: RefSeq, a predicted model, not a curated record
AUGAUUUACUACAGACUCCUUACGAAUACCUAUAUGCUACUGCUAGCAAGUCAACUGUUACGAUAUUCUGAAGGCCUUCCACUAGAGCAAGAACCUUCAAGGAGAGACCUAAUAGCCCUAAGAGGGCUAUCUAUCAACAACGAUACGACACCUUUACGACCUCUAAUUAGGACGAUACCUUCCCCUCUUCCUACUGAAAGAUCUGAGAGCCGCACAGGUAACGCUUCGAAUGUGCUAGAUGCCAGAAAAGGUGGUGGCGCCAGACCACUUUACACCGCAGAAUUAACAACCGCAUGCUUGAGUUUCCGAGAUCUUCUACGAAUAACACCGGAGAUGUACAGGGAAAAUGAUGCCGCGGAUGGGUGGCGAGCUUUCCCCAUUACAGCGAACUAUCCAGACUGGAGAGAGAUGUUAAGAAAGAUUGGUAGAAAAAAUCUACGGUGGUAUGUGGAUUUCCAUGUCGAACAGUGCCAUGAAUGCGAAUGCAAAAUCGGAGAAGCAGACGAUGGGGGAUUCUGGCAGUUAGAAGCGAGCGGUACGCCUGGCUGCCCAGAUGAUAAAACUGCUCGGGGCUGCCAGUUGAUUUUCGGCUGCUACUGUUUGGAAGGGUUAUUUGACCCAUCUGAAGGGACCCCGGGCGUAUUGCUCGAAAGGGUUGGUCACCACCAAUAUAUCAAAGGGGGCAGGCAUAGAGUAGAUGAAGAGAGAGCGAGGCAGCAAGAAGAGGAAGCCAGGCAGGAGUGGCAUAUGGAGUCGGAGGCGUCAAGGCAACUUGCGCCCGACACUGCAGAGCCAUUUAUGCUUGAGGGUCCAGACCCCCAUUUUGAUGACAAUGGCGGAGAGGGCUCUAGUACGGGUGCGACCCGUUGGGCUGUAGACUCCGGGCGAAAUAUGCCACCACCUCAGUGGGGUUAUCAUCUUCCACCGGAUUUAAUAGAAACUGAAGAAGAAGAACUUGAGGAUAGUCGACGCAGGUAUACUUUCGGCGAAUGGGGUGGCCAUGGACUAUCUGGCCCUUAUAAUUUUAAGAGAAGCCUAGAAAGUAUACCAAAAUUAAACGAUGAUGGUUCGGAAACCACUCACAAAUAUAUCUCACAUUGA